CUUGAAGGUUGAGAACGAACAAGUCAAGACAAGAUUGAACUGAAAUAUCAUUAUGGAAUGAAUGGCCAACUCAGACACAGCGGUGGCGAAGAUCCACGUUUUCGGCACAUCCAGAAACAAUAGUCAAGAGAUAGAAUUCACUGUUUGAAGUAAGACCUGGUACAAAUAUCGUAUUCUCCCAGAGUGGAAUACAGACAGACACAGCACACUGUAGUCUUAGUUUCUUGCCUCAUCUCGUUGAGGAUUUCCCUGUUCAGCCAAGGAAUUUAGUUAAGUCAACAGGAUGCCCGUGAUACGAGUUUCCAAAGUCCUCAGGUGUUCAUCUGAGGACCCAGUGUUUUCUUCCAAGAACCUUCUCCUGACUGAGCGAUAUCGCAAGUUUGUUUGCCACCAAUCGAAUCAAGCUGACCGCAUCGAGGUCGAUCUGCAGCUUGCUAGUCCUUCUCAAAUCACCAACAUUGACUUAGGUAACAAUGGCUCUGCAUUUAUUAGUAUGCUUGUUGGUCGCUCCGGCAGUGCCAAUGAGAAGGAGUUUGUAGGACUGCUACCAGAGACAAUGCUGCAAACACCGAUAGAUGCCAGGGCGGGCCGGCACAAAGCAUCCGUCAGGCUCUUUCGCUGCGACUCGCUAUCACCAUCAUCCAGAGAUCAAUACUGGGAUUUGGUGCGGAUCAUCCUGCGCCAGCCGUACAAGACCCGCGACCCGUUCGGGCUUUCAUUUCUUAAAUUCCAAGGAGUCGAGCAGGAGAGCACAGAAGAGACACGCAUCACCAAUCGGGGAUCCGAAGUCACCAGUCGCAGCCAUGAGGUUGGUAGCAGUAGAUCGCCCGUGACGGCGGCAUCAAGCACCCGCUCAUCGACGGUUUCUAUAAAAAAGGAUGACCCUGACGCCGCUCCAGGUCACUUGCGAUCAAGAAAUGCCCCCGUGCUCAAACCCUCACUACCCGGGUCGGCAGCUUUGCAGCUGGCAACUUCGGCAGGAAGUACGUAUGCCAAGGCACCACAGCGCCUUCUCAUGAGCCGUGUUAGGCGCAUGGACACGAGUGAAAUGUCCGCCAUCGAGUGCAAGAAACCGUUCUGCGAUAGUGACGGUGUCACUCUCCGAUCGGACCUCGUUAAAGCUGAGAUGAUGCUGAAGGGCCAGGCAUUGUCUUCAGCGUCAACAGCCAAGACUCUUGGUGAUAGUAUCGAUGUAGGCGCACAGAAACGAAAGCAUUCACCUGGCAUGCCCGACCCAUCAUCUAGUCCCCCUAGGAAGCUGGCAACUCCAAGCUGUUCGUCUGCAGUAUCCCCUAGAAUCGGCUCUUUGCGAGGUCCAUCUGACUCAGGCAAGGAUGACUUCAUUGAGUUUGAACCCGCACCCACCACCCCUCGCCGCACGCCCGCCUCUGCUGCACCCAAGCCGCGCCAAUCGUCAGUACUGGAUCGUAUCGAUGCUCAGCUACAGCAAUUGGAUAGCUCACGAACGCCGUCGGUUCCUGCUGACGAAUCUGAUGGUAUGACACCACGGCGGAGUUUCCUGGACGCACGCAACAAGGAGAGGACGCCCCGCAGCCAGUCGGGUGUGAACUUCAUGAGUUCGUACACCAAGGACAAACCGAAACUGCCCAGUGAUGUUGCACCUACUGUUCUGGGCUUAGGUGGAGCCGAUGAAGAGGUGGACGAUAAGGGGGUUCGGAUCGAGCAGCGAGUCGACGAUGACGGGCGUGUGACAUUCAAGAAGAUAGAACGACGACCAAUGCCAAAGCCGGUCGUCACUCUAAAGACGCGCUUCAAGCCCAACAAGCAAAUGAAGAUAGGCACAUUGCUGAAUCGCAUGAAGGCAUCAGCAGAUGGCAGUGGGACGGGUACGGGCGCAAGCAAUGGUAGUGGUAACCAAGGCAACACGUGUGGAUGGAUGCAGGCACACGAUAGCAGUCGACCUCUGCCGAACACGGACAUCAUGAUCAUCGAUGACGACGACAUGGCCAACGCGGCACUCACGAUGCCCGCGUACAGCAUAUCCGAUCAUUCAGUGCCAGCAAUCGAAAGUGACCAACUCGAAGCAGAAAUCCACAAGUUUCUUGACGGAAUCGACUUCGACACGAUUGACUUGGAGACCGUCACGUUUCGAGAUAUGCGCCAUCAGUUUGAGUACAGUCGAGGGCAGGAGCUGGACCGGGCUCAACAUCGCACCUUUCUCACUCUGGCGCGGUCGGUUGUGGAGCGUGUCACCGACACUGCCGAUGCUGAGGAUGAUGUACAGGUUGUAGAUCUGAGUCGUCAAAUGCCGUCUGCGUAUCAAUCGACCAAGGCAUGUGCAUCUUUAUCUUUGGCAGAAUCUGUUCAAUGUCCUCUGUGUCAGUCAAGGUUUCCACAGUAUGCAAUUGAAGCCCAUGCCGCCAGUUGUUGCUGAGUUUCAUUGGUGUCGAUAGCUUUUUUUCUUUACCAGUAUCCUCAUCUGGACACUUUAUUCCGUCGACUUCUCAAGAAAAUGUUAUCCUCUUACGAAAGGUGUUUGCUCCCCCAAUUCUCUUAUGCUUAGUAUAGUAGGCGACCACUAGUCACUUCACUUCAGUUUUCAGCAAAUUAUGGGUUUUUUAACACUGAUAUCGUGAUAUUCUUUUCAUUCAAAUAAGUUGUAAAUUUCUGUUAGCAAGAUUGUACAGGCAGUGUGCAUGUGUACAUACAGACAGCAUGUAACUCACUGAUCUAGUCCUUUCAUAUAAAUUAUUUUUUAUUUUUUAUUUGUGCCACUUGCAGUCGUGGUGCGUGCAAGCAAAUAAACUCUUGAAGUACUGUAGAGGCAGAAAAU
Sycon ciliatum is the source of this 2794-nucleotide messenger RNA. RefSeq lists its product as uncharacterized. The transcript is spliced from 13 exons. Gene Ontology annotation, cellular component: nucleus. Gene Ontology annotation, molecular function: damaged DNA binding. The record is from RefSeq and is a predicted model, not a curated record. Lineage: Eukaryota; Metazoa; Porifera; Calcarea; Leucosolenida; Sycettidae. Gene Ontology annotation, biological process: single strand break repair; base-excision repair. The coding region runs from base 284 to 2395 and encodes 703 amino acids.